AUGUCUUUGUUCACCAAUCUUGUCCCUACGCCUCUCAAGACGUUGGAAAAGCCCACGGAUACGCCUCAUGCGGCACUGGACUCUAUAUCCACCGUUGGGUCCCACUCUUGGAUGGAAAUAGAUGGAAAGCCUACUCUAGCUAUUCCAGGCAAGUUACCCUUUUUGGUCACAGACAAAGGAACUCAGUAUAUCGAUCAUAACGGUGCCAAAUGUGAAGAGGCGGAUGCGCACCGUCUCGCACCUGUCAUUCAAUCCGUCGAACAGUGCAGUCCCAAUUUUGACUUCAAAAAUGUCAAUUUGAUCUGUAAUCGAAACAACAUCCGGAAUCUUCUCCGUUGGCUUGAAGGGACUUUAAAGAAGGAUUUCCGGAUCGACAUGCAUUUGGUGAACGAUGGCAAGACCAUCGUGAUGCAAGAAUACGAAUUGAAAUGUACAGAAGACAUCGAUCCGAUUGUUCAAUUUAGAGGAUUUGGGGACAACUUUCGUGCCAGGAAACUUGGACAGUUUAACGUCUUGAUGGCGCACAAGGUUGAAGGAUAUGUUACGAGGCACCAGGUUAUCAAGGAUGAUCUAGAGGAUGAACUUGACAGUCUCACGUCAGCUCUCAAUACAGUCCGUUUAACUGGGGCAUCUUCUACUGGUACUAUUCCAACGAGUUCCGAAGGGGCUCGAGUAAAUGUCCAACAGACAAGUGAUGGGUUCCGAGAGUAUGGCUUUGUGGAGAUCAAGACCAUGUCUGGCUGGAAAGAGAUCGACUGGAAGGAAUGGUAUCCACAGCUUUACCUGUCGCAGACAAAAUAUCUAUACGUCGCGCGUCACACACGUGGGACAUUCGAUAAGAUGGAAAAGUUCAAAGUCACGGAUCCAGAGGUCGAAAAGAUCUACAAGGAAAAGAUGGAGGAUUCUCUCGGAAGACUCUUAGAGUUCCUUCGCCGACUCUUUGCUGCAGCCAAGAGAUCCGGAAAUGGACCUUGGGCCCUCUUGGGGAUUCAACAUGACGAAGGCGACUUGAUCCUCCCCACAAUCACUUCUUGGAUAUCACCGAUGGUAACGAGGACCGUCAAGGAUAAGACAGACAAGCAAGCACGACGAAAGGGCGCAUCGAAAGCGGCGGGCAAGCUUCGAAAUAGAAAGCGUCCAAAGGUGCCAACUCCAGGCUCCGACUUGUUAGAGCCCUGGCAGCAGCGGCUGAAGGCAGAGACGAGGGAAAAUGACAAAUGGGACCUCAAAGAGAUAUUCUGGACAGAGGAAGACAAGUUCCAAGUCG
Acaulospora colombiana is the source of this 1267-nucleotide messenger RNA. Lineage: Eukaryota; Fungi; Glomeromycota; Glomeromycetes; Diversisporales; Acaulosporaceae. The record is from the annotation of a GenBank genome assembly.